Molecule: messenger RNA, 2556 nt
Organism: Aplysia californica (California sea hare)
Lineage: Eukaryota; Metazoa; Mollusca; Gastropoda; Aplysiida; Aplysiidae
Biological process (GO): monoatomic ion homeostasis; monoatomic anion transport; transmembrane transport
Cellular component (GO): basolateral plasma membrane; plasma membrane
Molecular function (GO): solute:inorganic anion antiporter activity
Source: RefSeq, a predicted model, not a curated record
AACAGUCACGUUUGUUUUUUAGGCGAUCGAGUCGGGCGAUCGGCCCGAUCGGCAGAUCCCAUCCCUAGUGGGCAUCCCGUAUUAGACCCCAGUUUUACUGCAUUCAAGUACCUUAACAUGUCAUUCCUGCGGAAAGGACGUGCACAUAACAUGUUAGAUCUAAGUUCCUGUUCAACACUCCCAUUGAACAUGACAAUCGUGCUUUUCCGGAAAUCUGCGAUAAAAGUUACGGUAAAUCUAUCAUUGACAUUGAUGAUUUAGUUUUCAUUUCCGACAACUUCACAGCUUUUUGUUUUGCUGGUGUCGUUGAAAACUUUGUUUGCAGACAUGAUAGCAUCUCAAAUAUCUGAAGAUCCUGCCGAAAUGGAGAACGCUUCUGAGCCGACAGAAGACUUCGCUUGGGAGGUACCGGAACCGCGUCCACGACUAAACAGGGCAGGCCGAGUAAGAAGAAUGCGUAGACGAAGUAGGCGAGGAGGAGUGGGAGAAGAGGCGUUCAGAGGAGGAGCGGUCAGAGGAGGCCCAAGGGACAGGACAGAAGCCUACGAGGAAGAAGGAGGGGAGGAUUCUGGGAGGCCGGUACUUCGAGGGCAGAGAAGAGGGGAACCUUAUAGGGUGAGAGGACGGUUCUUCCGCGGGCCCAGGAGGGCGUACCCGAGAAGAGACCCUGAUGGCCGAACUCAGAGAGGACUGUGGAGGGGCCCACGGCUCUCACAGACACAGCUGGAGCCUACGCAGCCAAUGAUCAAGGAGUUCGGACAUAAGUUCGACUAUUACGUGAAAGACGACGAGUCUUUCUCCAGGCGGAGACUGACCGUUUGUCGACCCAGCAAAGCUCGUCCUCUGCCUCCUCAUACAGCUCAGACGAUGCCGACGACAGCUUCGAUAAUGGUCCGGGUAACAAAUCUGGGAACUACCUGGCAACACAAUCGUCUGCGUCUGUUCUUCAAAGCGAUGCCACUUUGAAUCUUAGAUUAAAAUUAGAUAAAAAAUAUCAAAGUAAUGCUGACUUGGCAACCCCCUUUUCUGCAUCUGCACGUCAGAGAGAUGCCAGUUUGAAGAUUGGUACGAAAGCUGAUAGAAAUCUAAACCGUAGAUACUGUUUAAAGUCUAUGAAUGCAGGUGCUGAAGGGGGACACCAAAGAGAUGGUCAAAGCAGCACUGAGCUGAGUAGUGCAAGAGUACAGUUUCAAGAACCGAAACCUUUAACACCCUGUGGGUGUGGUUGGGUGGAGGAUCGCGAUUGGCUUGAGUUCAAAGACAAAAUGGAGGCAACUGCCCCAAAAAGAGACACCACUGACAUCGAAUCAAGUGACGAACCAUUUUUUAUCGAUUCCAGAGCGAAGGCCAAAAAUCUUAACCGUUUACAAAGACAAUCUGCACAAUAUUACAGAAGGCGAGGACGAGAGAUUGAACGGUAUUACAGCGAAAAGCUGGCGUCGUUUUCCGGAGACGGUGUGCCUUUUCAUAACUGUCUUGACGUCUCCGGUAAACCAAAAGACUUACUAGAAACGCAAGAUCAAUCCUCUCGUUUCUGUGACAAGCGCAAGCAAACGGUGCUUUCUUCAGACUCACCAAGAUGCUCCAGACGGGUAAGCCACGAGGGAAAUACGUGCAAGGUGACUGUCGUGUUGCCUGCCAGCGGAAGUAACAACUCUCACAACCUGGACCUCAGCUACCAACGUCAGGCUCUGAGACUGGACAAGCUGCUCUCCACAUCGCCUCUGCAGCUGGUGUUUCAAAAGUUUCACUCUUGCCAACAAGUCUCUACAUCACACCAUGAUGGACUUGCAGAUAAUUCUUCGAGCAAGCCCGGCAUUCACAGGACGCCAAAACCUCUUCCAACAAACGAUGACGACAACAACAGCAAAACCGGCAUUCACAAGACGCCAAAAAUGUCUCCAGUUAACAACGACAACAACAGCAACACCGGCAUUCACAGGACGCCAAAAACUCCUCCAACAAACGACGACGGCGACUACAACCGCAGCGCUAAGGUCAAGCCAGACCCCCCUAGUGGGGGAUCUUCGGACAGCUCCGAGUCGUCCAGUAGCUCCAGCUCAGAGGAGAGCAGCUCGGACGACAAGAGCUCGGCUGACAGCCAGAUUCACAUGGACCAGGAGUUCACGGUGGACUUGGCUGUCGCUCAGAUUUUUACACAUCAUAUCGGCACAAACCCCCAGAGAGCUCUACAAGGCACCAACUUCUCUGACGAGUACGGCAUUAUGUUCGAUGACAUGUGGCUGUGCCUGUUGUGUGAGAUCUCAUCUGUGCGCAAACGCCACAUCGGACUUGCCAGGUUGGAGUCUAGCAUGUACCUCAUUCCCUCCUGUCAAGAGGCCAGAUUUCUCAUCAUUAUCAUCUCCAACCCAGCCGAGGAGAGUAUGAUGCUGGAGCGGGCCCACAAGUUUGAAGCUGAGAAAGAACUGGAGAUGUUUGACACAAUUAAAGGAGGACCAGGGUUUUCUUUAAAGGAACUGUUCUAUCCGCCAUUCGCUGGGAUCCGUGCCGAUCUCGCCAGGAGGAUUCCUCAUUACCUGUCGGAUUACUCAGACG